AUGAUGCUACGAGCCUCCAUUGCCAACACCAAGAAGUUCUUCAACAAAACCUUAUGCAACUUCAAAUCCUUCUUCUCCAAUACCUACCAACGGCUUCCCAAGGCGCCGCCGCCCUUCUCCAUCGGCCACGAAAUGGAUAAAGACUCAUCCUUUAUGAAGAAUAGUAAUGGCAAUGCAGUUCGUUUUUCGAAGACGAUGGACGAGACCCAGAUGAAAAAGGUUGAGAAAAAUGAAGAUAGCAUCAAAAUUGGAGUGACCCAUCAAAGGAAAACGCAAGAAAAUUUGAAAGAGUAUGAUGAGAGAAGAAUGUGUUUGGUUGCUAAGAAAAUGAAAGAGUUGGAAAAGCUAGACGCUAGAGAUGUGGAUCAUGCUUUGGAUAUUGAAGAGAUUCUUCAUUACUACUCUCGUCUCUCUUGUCCAACGUAUCUUGAGAUUGUGGACAAGUUCUUCAUGGACAUUUUUGCUGAAUUUUGUGCUAAUUCAUCUUCUCAACAAACUAACCCAAUUGGGAAGGAAUCAUCAGUGGGGUUAGUGAGAAGAAAAUCUCGUUUAGGAAAGGUGGAGUCUUCGUCUUCUUAUUUCUGUUAG
Cucurbita moschata (crookneck pumpkin) is the source of this 588-nucleotide messenger RNA. RefSeq lists its product as uncharacterized. The coding region runs from base 1 to 588 and encodes 195 amino acids. The transcript has a single exon. Lineage: Eukaryota; Viridiplantae; Streptophyta; Magnoliopsida; Cucurbitales; Cucurbitaceae. The record is from RefSeq and is a predicted model, not a curated record.